AUGAAGAUGGUGAAUAUGAAGAUAAUGAAGAUGAAGAUGAUAAAGAUGAUUAAUAUGAAAAAAGAUGGUGAGUAUGAUGAUGAUGAAGAUGAUGAUGAUGAAGCAGGUGAUGCAGAUGAAGAAGAUAAAUAUGAAGAAAAAGGUGGUGAAGAUGAAGACGAAGUUAAUGACGAUGAAGAUGAAGAAGAUUCUAAAGAUGAAAAUGAUAAAGAUGAAGAUAAAGAUGAUGAAAAUGAAGAUGAUAAAUAUCAUGAAGAUGAUAGAGGUAAAGAUCAUGAAGAUGAAGAUGAUCAAGAUGUUGGUGAUGAGCAUGAAGAUGAAGAAGAUGUAACUCACCCUAUGGACAGCUCUGACAAUGACGCACGUGUGACCUGA
Homarus americanus (American lobster) is the source of this 375-nucleotide messenger RNA. Its product is annotated as glutamic acid-rich protein-like. Bases 1 to 375 code for a protein of 124 amino acids. Lineage: Eukaryota; Metazoa; Arthropoda; Malacostraca; Decapoda; Nephropidae. The transcript is spliced from 3 exons. The record is from RefSeq and is a predicted model, not a curated record.